CACACACACACACACACACACACACGCUGCUGCAGACAGCUCUGCCGGCUACACCAGCGUCUGCCUGCCACCGUUAGCUCCCAGCAUCCUCGCUGCUGCAUGCAACAAAAAAACAGCUGACAGUUGUAGCCUUUCUCUCUGUUUUUCGAGCUGCAGUUUACGAAAGAGAAGAAGAAGAAGUGUAGAAAGCCGGCUGCCUCUUGGGUCUCCUGCUUCUCCCUCACGCUCCCCACCUCCCUCCCUCCACCCUCUCUCUAUCUCUCUCGUGCUCACACACAUCCCCAUCACAUCCACACCCACACCCAAGGAUACCCUGCCUGCCUCUGCCUCUCUCACGCCAGCAGCCCUUUUUCCUCUUCCCCUUCAACUACAUUUUUUUAAAUUAUUUCCUCCGGGGAGGUGAUGCUCAUCUGACCCCCCCUUUCCCCCUCCACCUCCACCUUUUCUUCCCAAUCCAAGACUUUUGUGGAUGCUCUCCUCUUUAAUCCGUCCCUGCUCUGCUACUUUGUCGCUACCUGUGGAGGUUUUCCCGGUUUUCUCUCCUGCCAGCCGUCGCUCAGAGUGCAGCCCCGCAGAGAGGCACCAUGCUGGGAUUGGACGUGUGUGAGUUUGGGGGUCAGGUGCUGGAGCUGCUGUGGUUAACUAUGUGCUACAGAGGUCUCAUGGCUGACAAGAAGGAUUUGUACAUUGAGGAGGAGGAGGACGACAGAAACCUAAACUACGUCGCUCCGGUCCAGAAGACUUUGGAUGAGAUUCAGCAACUGGACAAAGAUGACGAGAGUCUGGUCAAGUACAAGCAGACCCUGCUGGGGAUGACACCAAUGCUGGCAGACCCCAACGUGCCGAACAUCCAGGUGACCAGAUUGACCCUGCUGUGUGACACAGCUCCUGAACCAAUCACCAUGGACCUGACAGGAGACCUGAGCGCUCUGAAGGAGAAGACCUUCACCCUAAAGGAAGGAGUGACAUACAGACUAAAGAUAUACUUCAAGGUGAACAGAGAAAUCGUUGCUGGCUUGCGGUACCAUCAUGUGACCACCAGAAAAGGAAUUACAGUGGACAAGGUGACGUACAUGGUGGGAAGUUACGGCCCCAAGGCAGAGGUGAUCGAGUUUCUAUGCCCGGUGGAGGAGGCACCCAAAGGCAUGAUGUCACGCGGCCACUAUCAGGUCACAUCCCGCCUCAUCGACGACGACAGGAACGUCUGCUUGAGCUGGGAGUGGAACUUCGACAUCACCAAGGACUGGAAUGAAUAGAGGGAGAGAGCGUGUGAGAGAUGAUCUCUUCCCUUCUUUCACUCCUGUUCUCCACCUCCCUCUUUUCCUUUCCCUUUCACCCUCCUCCAUCUCGUCCUGUGGGAGCAGCCUCGUGACGGCCUGAGUCAGGAGGCUCUACUCCUCCUCCUCUUCCUCCUUUUUCUCUUCUUGUCUGUUUAAUGCAGGUGUCCUGAUGGGGCUCCCCCGUCUCUCUGCCUUCUGUCCCUGCAUUUAUAGCCUUCUUCAAGAUUCUUCUACAUCUAUAACCCGUCCAUGCAGAGGCGUCCACACGACGGAGCUUUCUGGAUGACCAGUCUACCUUUCCUUUUUCUUUCAGUUUCCUUUCUCCCACCCUGCCUUCAUGUAUCAGCAAAAACAGGCGAUAAAAGGAAGUCAGUUUGUGGCACAAAGGGAAAUAUGAUAUACACAUACAAUGCAUAAUAACAAAAAUCCAAUAGCUGUCGAACAGACGUCCCCAAAGAGUUGAAAUAUGUGAAUGCUCAGUAGGAACUGUGGAUAUACACGUCAGAACAUCAGAGAGUAACACUGAAAACACACCAAGCAGUGAGGAAGUGCGGCUCAUUUUUCUGUGGCCAGGAGGCGUGUUCAUGUGUUUCAGGCAGGAACAAAUCCUUUGUAGCAUACAUCAACAUGUCACAGCAGUCACAGGACUCUGUGUACAGGUGCAGGGAUUGCUGCAAAGUCUGCCCAGCUUUUAGUCCGGCAGCACUUUCCCACAGAAUCACACGGCCGCUGCAGCUUUCCAUAGACAUCGCAUGGCACUUCGUCACUGCUUGGUGUGUUGUCAGUGUAAAGGAGGCCGCAGAGGGAGCGACAUGAUAUGAAAAAUACUGUGUGAGAUGCGGCAGAGGCUGUAGCAACUCAUGGAGGCCUUAAAACUCUGAGGGCACAAACAUGGUCCAUGUAAGUAGGCAAAUACAGAUACUUAGAGCUACCCAGCAUUGAUGUGAGUCCAGUCAAAAAGCUUAGUGCUGAGUGUUGCAUCAAUAUAAUCAUGAGAGACUUGUUUUUAUGGUAAAAAGAAAAUCUAUGAACAUGUGCACAUAAGAUUUAAAAAUGUGAAAAUUCCCUAUCGACCCCAAAGACCCCAUUGAGAUGGUAUGAUUUAAGGAGGAUGAUGAAUCCAUAGCUGAAUAGGGGGUCUAGACGCUGGUGGUGGUAGAGGUUGUGAAGAUGAGAUGAGAAGAUGGAGAAGUGCUGAUGAUCUGGAUGAGUAGAGGAAUGAGCCUUUGUUCAGCUCGUCCUGGACUCUGGAUACGAUGGCGGGAGGUGGACGGGGUGGAGGAGGGCGCCACAGUUCUGCCUAAAAUGACGGCUGACAGCAGCAGAGGAGAGCGCAGGUUUAAAAUUUUGCAGUGGCAUCCUGAUUGGCUGAGAGAGAACUGGGCGGAGUUUGAUUGGAUAACUAGAAGAGUGAACACCCAUAGUCAGCUGACUAGAGGAAGCAGUGGGAGGGAGAGGGAGAGAACUGUGAAUGGAUGAGUCUUCCUGAUUGAACUUACGCACAGGGGCGCUAUAGCAUGAAAUAACAAGAGGAAGCUGAAACAGCCACCACCUCUAGCUGAACAUGAAGUCUCUUUAGACAGGGAAGCACCUUCCUCCACAGACGCCAUGUUUGUUGUUGCUAUUAGCUCCAUGUUGGCCCCACAAGGACGGACAUUUGUAUAUCCACCAGUGGGUAAGAGCGCACAUUGAGGGAUGCACCAAAUGCUGUCAUUUGAGUUCUCAUAUACUUGCAUGGACCAUGUUUGUACUCUUAGCGUCAAAAUGCACACUCCUCUCAGUCAUAACUCAGUCACAUCUGGACACACAGAAAUAAUCCGUAUUUUUUUUAGAUCCAGUGUGACUACAGGAUCCCCAGGGUAUCAUUAUCUCUGAUGUCCAUUGCUAAAAAAUCUACUUUUAAAAUAUCAUAGGAAAAUGUUAAUUUCAACUCAAGAUCUUUCCUGAAAAAUCAUCAUGCUUUUAAUUUUACUUCAGUAUCAAAGUGAUCUAGUGAUAUUUGUCCGUACAUCUGUGGGUACACUUCAAACAGGUAGUGCUCAGAACUAAUUUGCCGUAUUUUUAUGGUGCCAAAAAAGGGCGUCAAACCCACCCCAUAACUCCCUGAUCUCAUGGUGACAUUAUACUUCCUGUUUACAAGGCAUUAUGAAGACUGUAGUUCCAAAACUUAAAACAUAACUAUCCCCCAAAUAGAGGUACGACAAAAAAUAAAAAUAGGAGUGACAUAAUCUGGUCUGUUUUGUCUGUUUUUGUAAUUACAAACUUGCAGGAAGUAACAUCAUCAAUUAUACAGGAAGUAAAAAUAGAUGUUUUAGAAACCUCUAGCAAGAUUACCCUCUAAAUAUCCCAGUAUUGUUGUUUUAAAUCGUUAAUAAACUGGGGUGAAACGAUGAAUCACCUGCUCUCACAAUGUGCACAACCUGCAUUUUUGACCUGUGUUUUCUCAAACUCAGACAUGGUGUAUUUUAACAUCGCAGUUUUCUUUCCAAACACCAGUUUUCUCGAGUCUUUGUGGAGCGUUUCAUAACAGCAGACCAAUUAAAGACUGUAACUGAACUGUGCAUAAUGUAGAAAGAGAUGCAUGUAUGUACCGUAGGAUUUGAUACUACUCAUCCAGUGAAAAUGAAAAGUUUCCCUUUCUAAACCUCUCUCAUAUUCCAAGGACACAAGGUGUGAAUACGAUCUGCUCAAUGAAACAUUUUAAGAUGGUAGCUGAACGAUGGAGUGCUGUCUGAGAAGUAUAUCAAGGGAUGAAUCGAUUCCCUUUAAGAAAAAAAAAAAGAAAUAUUAUUGUGUUGAGUCUUUGGAUAUGAUAGUGUCAUUGUUGCUGAACAUAUUGAACAUUGAAACUCCAUUUGAACUCGUCGUGAUCUAAGACUAACUGUAAAUGUUGGCUUGUUGGGUGUUGCAUGGUUUAGCAAGAUUCUCUCUUCCUUUUUUACGACUUUAUUGUAAAAUUUAAUGUGAUUAAAAAAAAAAAAAAGAUACUGACGCAAUAUCCAGAUGUCAAUGAUUGCCAUAUUCUGCAGAUACAGUUAUUUACAGGGAUAUUUUUAAAGGCACAGACCAGCUGGAAACGGCUGUCUGUGUUUAAUGCCCCAGCCUGUACCGACCAAGUGCUGCAUCCUCAAAUAUUGGUGUCAAAUCUAAUAUCCUGUAUCUUUUAAUAAAGGCAAUUCAAACAGCAAA
Messenger RNA from Epinephelus fuscoguttatus (brown-marbled grouper), 4469 nucleotides. It is a transcript of the gene arhgdig, whose product is annotated as Rho GDP dissociation inhibitor (GDI) gamma. Gene Ontology annotation, molecular function: protein binding; Rho GDP-dissociation inhibitor activity. The record is from RefSeq and is a predicted model, not a curated record. The transcript is spliced from 6 exons. NCBI's taxonomy places the organism in Eukaryota, Metazoa, Chordata, Actinopteri, Perciformes, Serranidae. Gene Ontology annotation, cellular component: cytoplasm; cytosol; membrane. Gene Ontology annotation, biological process: Rho protein signal transduction. Bases 585 to 1256 code for a protein of 223 amino acids.